This is a messenger RNA of Acaulospora morrowiae, 189 nucleotides long. Lineage: Eukaryota; Fungi; Glomeromycota; Glomeromycetes; Diversisporales; Acaulosporaceae. The record is from the annotation of a GenBank genome assembly.
AUGAAACUCAAAGAUAUCUCUCGUACGGCAACAUUUGCGUGGAGUCCCGGGCAAGAGAUACCCAUUAUUGCCACGGGUACUGUUGCAGGAGCUCUUGAUGCAUCUUUCUCGAAUACUACUGAAUUAGAACUAUUUCCUUUAAAUUCGUAUAAACCCGAAAUCGCCUCGGAGUUGCAGCCAACUGGGGCG